Molecule: messenger RNA, 417 nt
Organism: Ylistrum balloti
Lineage: Eukaryota; Metazoa; Mollusca; Bivalvia; Pectinida; Pectinidae
Exons: 4
Coding region: 1-417 (138 amino acids)
Cellular component (GO): extracellular region
Molecular function (GO): chitin binding
Source: RefSeq, a predicted model, not a curated record
AUGUUGUCGCUGUGUAUUCUGAUAUUCCUGCCACUCGGAAUCGUCGAGGGUGUCGUGAACUGCUACGGUAAAGCAGACGGGAACUACGAAAUAACCUGUCACGACUACACCCGUUGUCACAACGGGCUGGGCACUCAUAUUACCUGUCCGAGCUCACAGUUCUACAAUCCAGCCAAUGAAAGAUGUGACACUAAUAUCCACAUACCAUGUAGCAUUCAACGAGACUGCAGUGGUAUGGCUGACAAGCGUUAUGCCGACCUUGAGACACAUUGUAAAUCCUACUAUACCUGUGCAAAUGGGUAUUUCCUUGGUCAUAACUUCUGUAACCCAGGUUUGGUAUAUGACGAAGCAAUGCAGCUCUGUAAUUGGCCAGUGAAUGUUGUUGCACCUUGUGGGGGUGCUAGCGUGGUCGGUUGA